CCAAACAAACAAAAAAACUUUCCUUUGUUCUUCUGGGCAUUUUUCUAUUUUGAGUAAUGGAGUAGGAGUACCGAAAGGUUGCAAUUAGUUCACUCGAAUAAAAGACACUGCCUCUGAGUCAGUGCUGCCAGGUUGAUAAUUACUAGCACAUAAAAGCGGCUGCUCUGUUUAAGGCAAAAGGGGCGGGGCGGGGGCAGGUCCCCGGUAGACAAUGAGGGAGGGUCUCCGCCGACCGCCUGCUGCUUAUUGUUCGGGCGCUGGAGGCUGCAGCCUGCAGCCGCCGCCUCCUCCCGGGCUUCGCUCCUCGCUGGUCCCUCGGUCCCCCUUGGGGCCGUCCGAGUCACCCAGCGCUGGCCCUCGGGGCGCCGAGACGCCAACCCCAGCCGCAGCCGCCCUUCGCUGACCGCCCUCUCUCUGCUUUGCAGGUUGGCAUCUUUGCGCCCGAGGGUGUCGCAAGCCGAGGCGGCGAGGACAGGGCGCCUGUGGCCCAGCCCGCCGGGCGCUAUGCGGCGCGGGCAACAGCGCUGAGCGCCCCCACGCUGGGCACGGGGCGUACUCGCUCCAGGCGGCGGGCCGAGCGGCGGCGGCGGAGGGGAUGCGCCCGGGACGCGCAAGGCUCCCGCCGCGAGCUACCGCCCCGAGGUGGACCCCAAGCAGGGCUCAUCGCAGGACCGCGCGGACCCCUGCCCCGCGGGGCACGCGGCUGCGGAGCCUCGGGGCCGCCUCUGCCGUCGGGAUGCCCUGGGUGCCUCUCUGCUGGUGAGGAUGCCCUGCUGCGCGGCUCUGCAUCACCAGCCCCGCUCCCCGGUGGGCACGACUGAGCGGGCCCGACUUCGGCCCCUCGCGCUGGUGGAUGAAAAGCGCCGGAGCCCCUGAGUGCGAUCUGCGAUCGAAUCUGAGUUCUAAGAGCCAUGGACGGAGGCGCUGGGUUGCAGCCCCGGGCGGGAGAGCCGCUGGAGGCACGAGCCACAGUCGGAGCUGUCCAAGACGAGUGCGAACCGGAGACCUUUAGGUCCAAGAGUUUACCGGUCCUGAACAGCGCCUCCUGCCGGCCAGACCUCAGUCCUGUGCGUGCAGGAGCCGAGCCCUCCGUCGGCUGCACAGAUUCUUUGGGCCAGCGGGGGUUGCAACAAGGGCCCGGCCGGUUGGCCCCCAGUCCCUCUGCCCCUUCCACUUCGGCAGAGAUGGCAGGGCUCAUGGAGUGUAACCACAGGGUGGACGUCAGCAAAGCCGUGUCGGUGUCCUCCGCUUUGGCCACGCUCCAGGGGAGAAGGUGCCUCUAUGUGGUCCUCACCGAUUCCCGUUGCUUCCUGGUUUGCAUGUGCUUUCUGACCUUCAUCCAGGCUUUAAUGGUCUCUGGGUACCUGAGCAGUGUCAUCACCACCAUCGAAAGGCGCUACAGCCUGAAGAGUUCCGAGUCGGGGCUGCUGGUCAGCUGCUUUGACAUUGGGAGCCUGGUAGUGGUGGUGUUCGUCAGCUACUUUGGUGGCCGGGGUCGGAGGCCCCUGUGGCUGGCCGUGGGUGGACUUCUCAUUGCCGUUGGGGCUGCCCUCUUUGCUUUACCUCAUUUCAUCUCGCCUCCGUACCAGAUCCAAGAGUUGAACGCCUCGGCCUCCAACGACGGCCUGUGUCAGAAUGGCAACUCCACGGCGCCUUUAGAGCCUCCCGCCUGCCUGAAGGACUCGGGAGGAAAUAAUCAUUGGGUCUAUGUGGCUUUAUUCAUUUGUGCACAGAUUCUCAUUGGAAUGGGUUCCACACCUAUUUAUACCCUGGGACCAACCUACUUAGAUGACAAUGUCAAGAAAGAAAACGCAUCCUUGUACCUAGCCAUCAUGUAUGUCAUGGGAGCACUUGGUCCUGCAGUGGGAUAUUUAUUAGGUGGACUUCUUAUUGGUUUUUAUGUCGAUCCCAGAAAUCCUGUUAACCUUGACCAGAAUGAUCCUCGUUUCAUUGGAAACUGGUGGAGUGGAUUCCUCCUUUGUGCCAUUGCAAUGUUUCUUGUGAUAUUCCCAAUGUUUACUUUUCCAAAAAAGCUUCCUCCUCGACACAAGAAAAAGAAAAAGAAAAAAUUUUCUGCUGAUGUUGUUAGUGAUGAUGAUGUUAUGAAGGAGAAAUCAAACAAUAGUGAACAAGUGGACAAAAAAGUUUCUUCUAUGGGAUUUGGAAAGAAUGUCAGAGGUGUCAUUAUUGUUCCCAGUGCCGGUGUUGGUAUCGUUUUGGGAGGCUACAUUAUAAAGAAAUUGAAACUUGGUGCAAGAGAAUCUGCCAAACUAGCCAUGAUCUGCAGUGGUGUGUCUUUACUGUGUUUUUCAACCCUAUUCAUUGUUGGAUGUGAAAGUAUUAACCUAGGAGGAAUAAACAUCCCUUAUACAACAGGACCUUCUCUCACCAUGCCUCACAGGAACCUGACAGGAAGCUGCAAUGUUAAUUGUGGUUGUAAAAUACACGAGUAUGAGCCAGUCUGUGGAUCAGAUGGAAUUACAUACUUUAACCCUUGUCUGGCUGGCUGUGUUAACAGUGGUAAUCUUAGCACUGGGAUAAGGAAUUACACAGAGUGCACCUGUGUCCAAAGCCGGCAAGUGAUCACUUCCCCUACGGUGGGACAGCGCGGUCAGCUCCGCGUGGUUAUUGUUAAAACGUAUCUCAACGAGAAUGGCUAUGCUGUGUCUGGGAAAUGCAAACGGGCGUGCAAUACCCUUAUCCCGUUCUUAAUUUUUCUCUUCAUCGUCACCUUCAUCACAGCAUGUGCCCAACCAUCAGCCAUCAUAGUAACACUCAGGUCAGUAGAAGAUGAGGAGAGGCCUUUCGCGCUGGGAAUGCAGUUUGUUUUAUUGCGAACACUUGCAUACAUUCCUACUCCAAUUUACUUUGGAGCGGUUAUUGACACCACCUGCAUGCUCUGGCAACAGGAAUGUGGAGUGCAAGGCUCUUGCUGGGAGUACAACGUGACAUCAUUUCGUUUUGUCUAUUUUGGUUUGGCAGCUGGCCUCAAAUUUGUUGGCUUUAUUUUUAUUUUUCUGGCCUGGUACUCCAUUAAAUACAAGGAGGACGCGCUGCAGAGGCAGAGGUGGAGAGAAUUCCCUCUGAGCACUGUGAGCGAGAUGGUGGGCCACACUGACAACGCCGAUAAGUAUGCCCGGACUAGAUCUUGUCCAGCUUUCAGCAGCCAGGGGGAUUUCCAUGAAGAGACUGGUCUGCAGAAAGGGAUCCAAUACACAGCACAGACCUAUCCGGGGCCCUUCCCCGAAGCAAUAAGCUCCUCCCCAGACCCGGGGCUGGAAGAAAGCCCUACUGCCAUGUAGCCUCCCUCUUGAAGCUUGAAAAUGGAAGACUUUAGUUUUGUUGGUUGAGUUGAAUAUGGCAACUUAAGAAACACCCGUGCCUUCUUUUCUUUCUUUCUUUCUUUUUUUAACCUCUAAAGACAAAAUCCUCAAACCAACAAAACUCAGUAUACACAGCCACCAUCAAUUGAGGGCUGGAUACCUCAACAAGACUGGGAGCCUUCACCCCCUCUCCCCCACUUCUCUCCAAGAAAGAGGAGUUGAGAUAUAUUUGUUACCAUUUCCGCUAUGUUAAUUUAAUGCUCAUGCUCCAGUGUGGUAUAAGGCUGAGAGGUGCCUGGUUAACAAAAUCACAGGAAGUGUAAUGGUGGUACAUGUCAUUAGCAUACACUCUAAACAGAGGUGAGCUUGACCAUGACUUUGCAUUUACAAAUCCAAGUUUUUAGAUAUGAACACCUACUGUGAGUUCUGCUACAAAGCACAAAUGAAUUUGCCUCAACUAUGCAAUUUUGAUUGGGAAAAAUGUAAGUGCAGCAUGUUACUUUUUCUUUCAAGAGACUAAAGCAGAUACGUUUUGAAAAGAGGACAAGAAACUUUCCCUGAAGUACUGUUAAUAGCAUUUUAAGCCAUAGCAGAGUCAUAAAUCAGGUAGAAUUUUUUAAAUGCUUCAAAGGAAUCAUGGAUAGUGUGAUAAAAGGAACAGCUACUUUAUUUCAUAAGACACAUUCUCUUUUAGUCUGUCAGCCCCAUCAUAAGGUAAGGAGUCUGCUGACUUGUAAAUCUGAUAGUUUGAAGAUAAACUCCAGUAUUCUUUUGCCAGGGGCUUUAAAACCAGUGUGUUAAAUAAUAUGACUAGAACUUAAUUUGAGAUGCCUCAUAAGGAGAGAAACUUGAUGGCUUUCUCAUCCAAAGAAAAAAUGCUGCAGAAAUUCUUUUAGCUCUAUGGGCCCACACAAGGGUAGUUGAGAGUUGUAAACUUGACACUCAAUAGCUGGAAAAAGAAAUUCCACAGAGGUAAGAUUGAGUCCCAUCUGAUCAUUUUAAGUUAUAUGCCUGGAAACCCUAGCAGAUCUGUAUUGUUUUCUUUUUUACGUACAGAAAAUUGCUGUGGCUGCCCCCCAAAGUUGAGUAAUUAAAUCAGGAAAGCUAUACCUGUGAUAUGAAAUCACUUUGCAUACAGGAGGAGGGAGGUCUGUGAGCUAUGAGAGUAUGAUCCUAAGUCAUGAUUGAAAAUUAUUUAAAAUCAACUUGUCUUGUACUGAAUUCUACUUUAUCGGAGUUAGAAUGAUUUCACAUCUGUUAGCCUUCCCACAGCGAUUCUGAAAGAGGAUUUUUCUGUUCCUAAAGGCACUUUUGGUUCAUGAUCCAUAAUCCUUGUCAGUUCCUCCCAGCACAUCACGUUGACUUAGGUACCACACAGAGUGCUUUCUACAUGGCUCUUUCAUUCUUUUUUUUUUUUUUUUUUAGAUUUUAGUUAUUUAUUCAUGAGACAGAGAGAGAGAGAGAGAGAGGCAGAGACACAGGCAGAGGGAGAAGCAGGCUCCAUGCAGGGAGCCCGAUGUGGGACUCGAUCCUGGGCCCCAGGAUCACGCUCUGGGCCGAAGGCAGAUGCUCAACCGCUGAGCCACCCAGGUGUCCCUCUACGUGGUUCUUAAGGUAGAUGCUUCCUGACAGCUCUGUGGCCUGAUAGCAGGUUAACUCAUGGGAUCUGGCUGCUCAGAAGAAGAAUCUUGGCAACCCAGACUUAAGAGGGACCUUAGGGUCCAAAUGCCAAUAUAAUUGUGAAUGGUUUCUGCCAAGGAACCUAUGCUUGUGUAGGGGCUAAUCUGGGAAAUGAUUUCCUUGGCUGACUUCCAGUCUUCAAUGUGGGGAAGGGAUUGACAGAACUGUCCCAUGAUUCAGGCUCUUUGCCCUUCCUCCUUGGAGGUACUGGUGGAGCUGUAUGAUCGCUCGUGGGUACCAGGUCGCCUUCCUCUCUACUGAAGAACGGUAUUGUCAGAUGGCCCUUUUGGGUGCAUGCGGUUUGUGGAGAGGGUUAGCACUGUUAGACUGAAUGAUGUCUGUAAAGGGUGGAGCCAGUGGUCUCAGGUGACAAGGGCUUCCCUUUGACCAUUCUCAUUUGUCUGAGUCAUAAGUAAGCUGUUGCCUUUAAUUAUCCGGGUGUCUGUUCCGCCUGGCUCCAUGUGGUAUAUUUUGAAGGUCUUCAGAGAAUAUUGCUGAUUAACUUAGUGUCUACUCUGGUGCCUUAGGGUUCCCUUUUACUCUCUAUGGGAGAUCUUUGAUCCUUUAGACCCUUUAGAAAGUUUCCUUUUGUAUUGGAGCUAAAGGUAUACAGGUUGGGGAGAGGUGAUAUUUUCUUAAUUCUUUCCUCAUUGCUAAGGAACUGCAUUAAAAGAAUUUGGAUGGGAUUAGCACUUUUUUUUUUUUUUAAAGCUAAGAUUGUAUGUUCCAACACUCUUAGAAUCUCUCUCUUCUUGGUAGUAUAUUUUGAAAAGGAGCUGCUCUCAGAAUUCCAGGGUAGGAAGUGACUGAUUCUUUGGGUAUAAUUAGACAGUCCCCUUUGUCUACCUUGAGCACUCAUCCAUCCAGUUCAGCAACCAUUGACCAGUUCUCUAUCAGGCACUAUUUUAACCAAUUACCCUCUGCUGCUCUAUGAGAUUCUUUAGGUUGACUGGCCAGAAUUCCAAGAAAUUGGCCUGAAUUGUACACCACAAUAUUAAUAUUGUACUUCCUCAAGUAUGUGAUACUUAUAAAUAGCAGGUGUAUCAUUAAUGUGUUGUUGGUUAAUGUAGAAUAAGUAGUUAAAAUCACAGAAGACUGAGGUUUUAGAAUAUGUACCAAUUAAGAAUUGUCCCCAAAAUGCUUCGGGUCCUCUUAGCAUCCUUGGAAUAUUACAUAGUCAACUAAAGUAACUAUUUGACAAAUGGCACCAUUUAACUGUAGAUAUGAGGUUCUUCUGUGUUUGUUACUUUAUUGUCACAGCCCCUAUUAUAAGUUUAAUUCCCACUUUCUAUGAACUUAGGCUUCUAAUUGUUUUGGGAAAAGGUCACCUUGUUUUUUUUUUUAUCAACUCUGUAGAUUAAUGUAUUAUUUUGCUUUAAUAUGCAAAUAUAAUAUCCACGAGUCUAGCCUAUUAAUUUAGAAACUCCCCAGGGAGAGGUGGGUGGUUGGAGCACAUUUUUUGUUAUCUUCAUUAGUAUGAGAUCCUUAUCCUUUGCAGGGAUAUUUAAUUCUUGAAAACAUUCAGAAGUCAUUCAGAACUGAGGUGGGGGGGGGAAUAAAGAGGAGCAGAGAAGAAAUAAAUUAGCUCUUGUGGAGUGUUGAUUCAGAAUUUUGUCAAGUACUUAAUAUACAUCAUUUAUUUUAAUACUGUUAAUAACCUGCAAGAUAACUAUUUUUAUUGUUUUUUUUUUUUAAGAGAUCAUGAAAACUGAGGCUCACAGAGGUAAAGAGAUUUGUUUAGGAUUAUGCAGAGUGGCCAAAUCAGGGUUCAGGUUUCUAUCUCCAUCACUCGUUUCUUACUCUAUAUAAAUCCCUAUAAUGGUUUAGGUUAACAAAGACAAGUGUGAUUAUAAUUUAGUAAGGUAUAGCAUUUCAUUUGUUGAUGUGUUACUGUUCCUGAAGAGUAGAGAAGUUAUUAUUCCUUUGUGUACAAUAGAAAAAAAUCCGUAGGAAGCAUCAAAAUUUAAUGUUUAGAUUUUCAAGGUAAAUUUACAUUUAUUUAGCUAAGUGUUAUAUUCAAAAUUAUCAUAACAUACCUCAAGUAUUUAUUUAUAGUUUAUAUUUAAUAUAGAACAAAUCAAUUUUGAUGUUAGCAUUGAGUCUCAGAAUUUCUGAAAUGAAUCAUGAGGAAAUGUGGUUCAGAUUUAUUGAAUCUGAGCUUUGGGGAUUUUAAGUGUGUUCUUUCUUUUUCUUUUCUGCCUCUUUCAGAAUGUUAACAUUUCCAUUAAUUUUUAGUGACUAUGGGUUUAAAGUUUCCUAAUAAAAGUUUGAAAUGAACAUAUACAAA
Nyctereutes procyonoides (raccoon dog) is the source of this 7290-nucleotide messenger RNA. It is a transcript of the gene SLCO5A1, whose product is annotated as solute carrier organic anion transporter family member 5A1. Lineage: Eukaryota; Metazoa; Chordata; Mammalia; Carnivora; Canidae. Gene Ontology annotation, molecular function: protein binding. Bases 912 to 3302 code for a protein of 796 amino acids. The record is from RefSeq and is a predicted model, not a curated record. Gene Ontology annotation, biological process: transmembrane transport; sodium-independent organic anion transport. Gene Ontology annotation, cellular component: membrane. The transcript is spliced from 8 exons.